GGCAGCUCGACUCUCCGCCGCUUUGACAGCUGGCUCGAGCAGGAGUUGUUCGGUUGAUGGACCGCAUUUUCCUGCGGAGGAUAUUUCACUGAAGCGGGAGUCAGCACCGGACUGAAGCCGCCCCGCAUCGCUCACGGUCCGGCCAUGGAUGAGCAGGCGGGCCCCGGUGUCUUCUUCAACACCAGCGGCAGCUCGGGCUUACCCGGCGCGGGGAACGUUAAAGCUCCGCAGCCCGGGGACGGCGGCGGAGAGGCGGCCCGGGCUCAGUACAGCAUCCCGGGGAUUUUACACUUUCUCCAGCAUGAGUGGGCCCGCUUCGAGGUGGAGAGGGCCCAGUGGGAGGUGGAGCGGGCCGAGCUGCAGGCUCAGAUCGCCUUCCUGCAGGGCGAGAGGCGGGGCCAGGAGAACCUGAAGAAGGACCUGGUGAGACGAAUCAAGAUGCUGGAGUACGCUCUGAAGCAGGAGAGAUCAGCUGAGAUCAGCCAGCUCGUGGCUGCCGUCGCUCCCUCAGAAGCUCUCGCUGACCUCGUGUCCUGUCUCCGGCUCAGGUACCUACAGGAGGUCGGAUACACGGACACCAUCCUGGAUGUGAAGUCUCAGAGGGUGAGGGCGCUGCUCGGUCUUGCCGGAGACGCGGGAGACAAACCGUCAGACAAGAAAACCGAGCCGAUGGUCAACGGCACCGAGCCGUCCUCGCUGAAGGACAGCGGCAUGAUGGUGAGAAAGAAACACUCGUCAACGCCGUCUUCCACGACCUCUGACCUCAGCGAUGACCUGGACACGGAGGAGGCGCUGAAGGGUUUUGAUUUCUUGGCGAGUCCAGACGAGCUGGACGGAUCGCCCGAAUCGAGGAGCGGGGACGACAGCGGCGAGUGGGAGAAGGAAGAGCAGUCUCCUCUGGGUGAAAUGGCCUGGGAUGUGGACCAGGGACUGAUAGCCCAGCUCAAGGAGCAGUACAGGAAGGAACGCAAGGGCAAGAAGGGGGUGAAGAGACCAAACCGGUCUAAGCUGCAGGACAUGCUGGCUAACCUGCGGGACGCCGAGGACCUGCCCUCCAUGCCGCCGGCCGUGACGCCCCCCUCUCGGUCGAGCGUGCCCCGGCUGAACGAGCACGAAGUCGGACGCCCCGAUGACGAGGCGAUGACGUUCCUGCCGUCGUCGGGGAAGUCGUUCAUUCUGGGCAGAGUGGACGAGGCGGUUUCUAACGAGCUGGGAUUGGGCGAGCUGGCCGGACUGACCGUCGCUAACGAGGCCGAGGGCCUGAUGUACGACAUCGCCAACAACAAAGAUGCUCUGAGGAAGACGUGGAACCCGAAGUUUACCCUGCGGAGCCACUUUGACUCGGUGCGCAGUCUGGCCUUCCACCCGGUGGAGCCGGUUCUGGUCACCGCCUCCGAGGAUCACACCCUCAAACUGUGGAACCUGCAGAAGACGGCGCCCGCCAAGAAGUGCGCGGCGUUGGACGUGGAGCCCAUCUACACAUUCCGAGCCCACAGCGGAGCCGUGUUGUGCGUCACCAUGAGCUCGAGCGGCGAGCAGUGCUUCAGCGGGGGCGUCGACGGCACCAUUCAGAGCUGGAACACCCCCAACCCCAACAUCGACCCCUACGACUCGUAUGAGCCGUCCGUCCUGCGGGGGGCGCUGUGCGGUCACACGGACGCGGUGUGGGGUCUGGUCUACAGCUCGGCUCACCGCCGCCUCCUCUCCUGCUCCGCCGACGGGACGGUGCGGCUGUGGAGCGCCGCCGACACCUGUAAGCUCAUCCACUCCAUGGUCGCCCACCUGGACGCUGUCACCAGCCUCGCCGUGGAUCCAAACGGCCUUUACCUCAUGUCAGGAAGUCACGACUGCUCGAUCCGUCUGUGGAACAUGGAGAGUAAAACCUGCAUCCAGGAGUUCACAGCACAUCGUAAGAAGUUCGAGGAGUCCAUCCACGACGUGGCGUUCCAUCCCACCAAGUGCUACAUCGGCAGCGCCGGGGCCGACGCGCUCGCCAAAGUCUUCGUAUGACCUGAAUGUGGUCAGCUGACCGCCCCGGCGUUCUCAGUGGGGUUCUUAUUUUUGGACAGAUGGAGGUCGCUUCCUCUGCAGAAGGUGACCCCGCCUCAAUCCCCCCCACGCCCCCCCUUUAAGAUUCUUCUCAUGUUAAGCCCCGCCCCCUGCUGGACUCGGGCUGGCCCGGAUCCACAAAACAAACUGACCUCUGAGAGAGGGGAGAAGUUAUCACGCGGGAGGCCGCGGCGUGCGUUCUCCCUCGAACAGCUCCGGGCUCGCCGCAGACGUCCUUCUCAUCGUAACGUGCCUUCUUUCUGUCGGACGCUCAGAAGAAACCCGAGACGCCGGAGUCGGGACGGGAGGUGAUGGCGGCCAAGUUUAACCUUCACACGACCUCCGUUUGUUAGUCCGUCCGUCCUGAGCUGAGCGGCUGCGAGGACAGUCCUGGAUCUGUCCCCGCCUUUAAUGUGCUCCACCUGAGCCACGCCCACAGGAACUUUGGCCCACGUCUCUAGUUGGUUCCAUCAGGUUCUCGUCCCUGCUGGUGGCGAUGACCUGGCGCUCGGUGGGAAGCGACAUUAAAGAGAAUCGGCGCCUGAUUGGCUCCAGCCCCAAACAUCCGAACAGGAAGGUCCUCACUGCGCUCUGCAGAGUCAUGAGGUGGAGAGGGCGGGGUUAACCUGAGAGGGCGCCACCUGCUGGGACCGCCUGACACAGGCGCUCAGCCCUGACUGAGCAGUAAUCCUUCGCUGACUCUGAAUCAAUGAUGAAGGUUCAACAGAGUCCGAUUGGCUGCAGCUGAGCUCUGACGGGGUUUCUUUGGCUCCUCCUCCUCCGAGACGCUGCUCGUGGAUCUCUGAUCCGCUGAGCUCUCUGCUCUAAACCCUGAGCGGCGCUCACAGGGACUUAUGGGAAACCUCACCUGAAGGUUCUCCUCACUCACGGGUUGUAAGAUACGUGGCUGCUUUUGUGGGCGUGACCCUGCGGCGAAGCUUUUCUCUCCAGAAAUCAAACGGAUCGGACGCCUCCGACUAAUCCCGACGCCCGCUGUUGCUAAUGCUAAUUACCUUCUCGUAACACACCUGAGUAACACCUGUGCUGCGCCCUCAGAUCUGCUCGCCGUGAGACGCAGGCGGAUCUUUUUUAUUCUGUUUUACUUGAAAGUGUCGUUUCUUCUUUUUGGGUUUCUGCUGAUGUUUUAAUGACGUCUGUGUUUUUUAACCAAACGCAUCGUCUCAGAAAGCAGCUGCUUCCCGUCGUGGUGUGAAACGGUCGGCGUGUACAAAGACGUAACAGAUUUAUGUGUGUACAGUUUUUAGGUAUUAAAGCAAAUCUAUUUAUUAACUGGUGUAAAGAUGUUUAGAGCAGGAAGAUCAAACGUUGAGUGUUUGUGUUUUCCUGUGAACUCGUGUGGAGCAUGAACGCUUCCUUUAAAAGCUUUUUAUCCACGACGUUCACCUUUACCUGCACUCGUCUGUGUUCAAGGUGUUUUCUAAAGUCUUGUCCGUGAUACGAGCGGGCAGCUUCCUGUUUGGUUUCCAAAGUAAGGGCAUAUCCACACAGUUGGCUGAUUUCUGCAUUAAAAUGAAUCAAUUCGAUUCGUUUUUGUUGGUUUUUUCUUCCAUAAAAGGAAGUUGUGGACGUUUUAAUCCUCACUGCUUCAUCCCGUUUACUCCAUGUACACAAAAAUAAACUGUUAAACAAAAAAAACUCAUCGGUUUGACAGAUUUUCUUAGAGCGUCGUGUCGGAGUCGUGUGUCGAAGACAAAGCGUUUGAUGGUUUUCAGCUUCUUAAAUGUCUCCGUCUUUUCUCAGUGACGACAGCUUUAGAUUGAACACGUGUGAUGGCAGCUUUUAUUUUUACGUUGUAAAGUUGCCAAAAACAUUCAGUAGUUUGUUCGGCUGCCUGCUGAGAGCAACAUGGAGUCAGCGCUGAGUUCCUAAAGGGUUCAGAAGUUUAAAGAUUUGUACUAAUCUGCACAGACGCCGCUCGCUCACUUAUGAAGCUUCUGUCGCCCAAAAUUAGUUUCAGUUUGUCGUCAGUCUUUCGUGCAUCUUCAUCUUCAGCUGGAUGAACUGAAGACUUUCAGCUUCACAGAGUGUAAAUGUUUAAAUUUGCUUUCUUUCUUGUUCUGUUCUGCCGGGUUUUCUCUCAGCGCUGACAGAAACCUGCAGAGCAAAACAAGCAGACUCACACUGGAGCACAUUGAUCAUAUUUCUAAGUCUGGUGGAGCAACAACAGAUUUCAGAGUGUGAGUUUUGACAAAGUGCACAAAAUGUAUUUAUUUUAAUUUGCUUCCAUCGUAUCUUUAGUUUAUUUUAAAGCUGAAUAAAAAUGUAACCACGUCUCAUCUCUUCCUCUUCGCUGAUAAACUCGGGGACGCGGCUCCGUCUCUGUUUGCAGAUGAAAUCUUCUGUGAGCUGAACUCCAGACUGAAUCCUGCCUGUAAACUGUGGAUGUGUUUUAUUGUGAAACUGCAGGAGGGACGAUGGGAGCUGCUCGGGCUGUACAUACAGUUCACACACUGUGUUUUGUUUUUUUGCUUUUUUGUGUCUUUUUGCCUUCAGAGUGGGAGAGUGACAGAUUUAUCAGUAACAAUAAAGAAAUAUGUUGUAUAUCA
This is a messenger RNA of Neolamprologus brichardi, 4616 nucleotides long. The record is from RefSeq and is a predicted model, not a curated record. Lineage: Eukaryota; Metazoa; Chordata; Actinopteri; Cichliformes; Cichlidae.